Lodderomyces oxycetoniae is the source of this 3060-nucleotide messenger RNA. Its product is annotated as protein phosphatase regulator. The record is from RefSeq and is a predicted model, not a curated record. Gene Ontology annotation, cellular component: cytoplasm. Bases 1 to 3060 code for a protein of 1019 amino acids. NCBI's taxonomy places the organism in Eukaryota, Fungi, Ascomycota, Pichiomycetes, Serinales, Debaryomycetaceae. The transcript has a single exon. Gene Ontology annotation, molecular function: protein phosphatase 1 binding; protein phosphatase regulator activity.
AUGACUAGUGAGCCUUCAAACGGUGAAGAUGCUUCAAUGAUAGAGGCUGGUUCUGGUUUGCAAAACGUGACUAGUGAGCCUUCAAAGAUAGAGGCUGGUUCUGGUUUGGAAAACAUAACUAGUGAGCCUUCAAACGGUGGAGAUGCUUCAAUGAUAGAGGCUGGUUCUGGUUUGCAAAACGUGACUAGUGAGCCUUCAAACGGUGGAGAUGCUUCAAAGAUAGAGGCUGGUUCUGGUUUGGAAAAGCAUGUGAGUAAUAGUACUGGCAAGCAUGUGAGUAAUGGUACUGGCAAGCAAGUGAGUAAUAGUACUGGCAAGCAGCUAAUUUAUAAACCAACAAUGAUAGCAUCCCUCGACUGUAAGAUCUUGCAAUACCAGUAUGGAAUGUACAAGUUGGAACACUUGAUUGCAGGUUUGAAGAAGUUGCAGGGCUGUUCUACAUCGGAAUUGCCGCUUUUGCAUUAUAUUGUACUAUUAACAGGAAACACAUUUUCCAUCAAUGAAAAGGCCUUUGAUCUCAAAUUUGAGCAAUUGUCUCAAUUCAAAACGACGCAAUUAGGAACCAUUAAUAUCACAGCUACUGCAUCUCACAUCCCUUACGAUAUUACCGAUUUACAAAUACUGGCACUAGACCAUUUACCAUCAACUCAAAAUGCAAAACAAUGUCUUAAGCAAUUAGAGGCCUUGAGCCAUGUAUGUUUACAGGGCUAUGAAAAAAAGUUGGCUUCUGCAAAGUUAGAAAAACUGACAACUUUCAAGGGAGAGAAAAACGAAAACAGUUACUACAAUGAGAUUGACAGAAUCUUGAAAGCAGAUAUAUUUCACAAUGAUAUCGAUUUGACCUUUUCGUUGCAAGAUGCGACUUUUCCUCAAACUCUGGAAAAGGAAUUACUUGAAAAUCAAAAUUAUCAAGAAGCUACGUUAAUUGAUAUGGAUAUCAAAGCCCUUUUUGUCAUUGUUCGCCAAUUCGAAACCCCCUUGAAACAAAUAAGAAGCACCAUUGAUGAAUUGAAAAAACCCAAGGAUGAUCCAUAUGCCUUACAUAAAGUAUUUCUUAUAACACAUCGACUUAAUGAAAUUUACACAAUAAUCCGUAGGUUUGGAAGAAAGACAUAUUUAUCAAAUCAUCAACACUUGUUUGAUUCAAAAUUUCUUUUUCAUCAUGGUAAUGCUGCAAAUUUCAAGAGCGUACUACUAAAAAACAUGGACGAGUACUAUAAUUCAAUGAAGAAAAAUGGGACACUAAUAGCCAACAUUACAAGACUCAUUCGCCAAGAUUCCAAGUUUGAAAUAAACCACAAGAAUAUUUUGAAUUACAUUAAUUUUGCAAAUCAAGGCUUGAAUAUUUGUGAAAAAUCCUUGAAUAUAUUGCGCGAUUUUGGUUUGAGCUGGAUUAUUGCCGAACUAAAAUUUAGGAGAAUAUAUCAUCUACCUAAACAGAAUUUGUAUGUCAUUUACCAGUCGGUGCCUGAACUCAAGGACCAAACUCAAACACUGCAACUGCAACUGCAACAUCUGCAGCAACAUCUGCAGCAACCACAAGAUGGUCAACAGCCACAAGCAAAGCAAAGCGUACCUGCGAUUAAUGGGAAGACAACAUCUAUAGAAAGAUCGUUGAAGAAAUUGGAUUUCAGCGAAGGAGGACGGAGAUCGAGAUCAUCUUCAGUAUCCAGUAUUACUAGUAAUGGCAGCAAUAGCUCUACAGGAUUGAUGAGAAGAGCAUCAAUUACGUCUUCUACCAAACCAAAUUUGACAAAUGUGCAGGGCAGAGUUUCGUCCCCUAGAUCAAGACCAAAUUCAAUGAUGAUCUUACAAGAAGGCUCCAAAUCAAACAAAACUGACACUGGAGAACUGCCAAACAUUAGUGCACUUAAUAGCGAUAGCCCUGUAUCGCCUCAAAACCGCAAAAGAUGGAACAUACAACAUACUACCGUUAAAGAUACUCUUGCUGCUUCUGGGGCAGCAGCGGCGGUAAACCGAAGUAACAACAAUACAUCAAUAAGAUCCCCAUUGAGCAAGAGACAAGAUGCAACUGAGCAAACUAAGGACACGCUCGACGGCCACCAACCAGCAAAGGUGAAACUGAAAUCAUCAGUAACAGGAACAGGAACGGGAAUGGGACCAAGUCGAAUAACAAAGAAAUUGUUAGCCGUUGAUGAUGAAGCAAAGAAAGAUGAUGCUAUUGGAACAAACCCAAAAUUAUCAGCGUCGCAAAGGUUUCUGCAACAUGUAAAGCAUGCUGCCAAAUCAGGCACCCUAAUGACUCAGCAACGUGAGACAUUAACAUCAGUAACCUAUGAUCCGAAUACUUCCUCAAGAUCUCCAAUGCGACGCUGUAAUGAGCUAUCUAGAGAAAGCAACAAUGGUCCGAUAUCCUUGUCACCUCCAGGAGAGCAGUUGCAAACCCAUGCACAAACACAAGCACAUACGCAGCCGAGAAACAAAACUAGAGAUCAAGUCACAAAGCAAAACACUCAUCAUAAUAGCCACAUACCUGAUAACUUUGUUAUUCCGGAUGACGGAUCGACCUCAACAACAGCGACAACUACUUCUACAGUAACAUCUUCAUCUACGGACAGCACCGGGUAUCUGAGCACAGUUGAAGAAGCACAGGAAGCAGAAGCAGAAGCAGAAAAAGAAGAAGGAGGAGAAGGAGGAGAAACUUUGAAGUCUUCUGAAAUUGACGACACGAUAACUGUUUCUGAUGCCAAAAUCCAACCAGAGACAACAACCACGGUAAUUUUGAAGAGGGUUAGGUUCACAGGAGUCCCGGAUUGGACCGAGGCUGAAGACGCGCCAACAAAGUAUUCUCAUGCCCUAUUAAGGAAUUUUGCCUAUUUCAGACACCCAAACAAAUCUUCAACCAAGAAACUGCAUUACUUUUCAAAAAGCGAUCAAUUAUUGAGUGAGGAGAGUUUAUCAUUUAGAGCGAACCAAGGUCUUAAAGAUGGAGAAAAAGAGAGUAUGGUGGCAAUGAGUAUGGCACAAGGUGCAGCGGCACUGAUUAUGCCGAAACCAAAAAACGGACUAGCAGCUAGGUUUAAGAGCAAAUUAUUGUAG